GCCCCGCCGCGCUCACACGGAGCUGUCCGCGCCGCGGUGCCGCAGCGCCCGCCGCCCCCUGAGACCCCCGGGAGGAGCGCCGGGCAUCCCGGAGCGGAGAGCGGCCGGCGCCGAGCCCAGGCUGCCCGGGUACCCUCUUCCCCGAGCAUCCCAUCUCCCCGCUGCCUCCAAUACCCGCGUCUCCUCGGUUCCCCGAGCGUCCCAUCUCCCCGCUGCCCCCGGUACCCACAGCUCCGAUUCUCCGAGCAUCCCACCUCCCCGAUCCCCUCGAUACCCGCAUCUCUCCAGUUCCCCGAGCAUCCCAUUUCCCCGCUCACCCCGCUACUCGUAGCUCCUUGUUCCCCGAGCAUCCCACCUCCCCGUUACUCGCAGCCCCCAGUUCCCUGAGCAUCCCAUCUCUCUGCGACUCUCAAUACUCGCAUCUCUCAGUUCCCCGAGCAUCCUAUCUCCUUACUACCUCUGAUAUCUGCACCUCCUGGUUCCCUGAGCAUCCCCCCUCCCCGUUACCCACAGCUCCCAGCUCCCUGAGCAUCCUAUCUCUCCACUACCCUCAAUACCCGCAGUGCUCUGAGCAUCCUCUCCCCACUAUCUCCAGUUCCUCGAGCAUCCUACCCCCCCAGCACCCGCAUUUCCUCCAUUCUCUGAGCAUCCCAUCUCCCCGCUCCCCGUGGUACCCACAUUUCCCAGCACCCCACACCCCGCAGCCAUGGCGUUCAUGGUGAAGAGCAUGGUUGGGGGGCAGCUGAAGAACCUGACGGGCGGUCUGGGCGGCGAGGAGAAGAGCGAGGGCGAGAAGUCCCCGGCAGAGGCUCAGGGCAUGACCCGCGAGGAGUAUGAGGAGUACCAGCGGCAGCUGGUGGAGGAGAAGAUGGAGCGAGACGCCCAGUUUGCCCAGCGCAAGGCAGAGAGGGCCACGGUCAGGUCCCACUUCCGAGACAAGUAUCGGCUCCCCAAGAACGAAACCGACGACAACCAGAUCCAGCUGGUGGGAGGCGACGUGGAGCUGCCCAAGGAGCUGGCCAAGAUGAUCGAGCAGGACAACGAGGAGGAAGAAGAGAAGAACUCCGUCAUCGGUCAGCUCAGCAACAUCCAGAACCUGGACCUUGACUCCUUGAAGGACAAAGCCUCGGCCACGCUAGAGGACCUGAAGCAGUCAGCUGAGAAAUGCGCCGUGAUGUGACCCGACCGACGUGACACCCUCAGCCUCGCAGCGGUGGGGACCCACCGAUGUCCGUGUGAGCCGGGUCCUCCUUCCGAGCCGUGUUAAGCCCUGACCCAGAUGUCCCCGCUCCGUCCGUGCCGGUAUCCCCGUGCGUGGUUUUGUCGUUGGGUUGCGGUCCGGUCUGAGGUUAGAGCAAAGGGAUGGCCUGGCGUCCCUAUCUCCCGGGGUGGGAUCGGCUCCGUGCGGGAGAAGGGGCAGAAGGUGACCCCAUAAGGGAAAACACUUCCUUCUCUGUCGUGAUGUGGUCGUGUGCUGUGCUCAGUCGAGUGUUACACCUCCUAUGCUGUCCCCGUGCCACGGCACCGUUAUCGCCGCUGGAAUAAAUACCAGGAGAUGUCUAUGCA
Molecule: messenger RNA, 1566 nt
Organism: Gallus gallus (chicken)
Lineage: Eukaryota; Metazoa; Chordata; Aves; Galliformes; Phasianidae
Gene: CPLX3
Product: complexin 3
Exons: 4
Coding region: 707-1180 (157 amino acids)
Biological process (GO): neurotransmitter transport; synaptic vesicle exocytosis; regulation of neurotransmitter secretion
Cellular component (GO): SNARE complex; terminal bouton
Molecular function (GO): syntaxin binding
Source: RefSeq, marked validated